AUGCUGGAGCUGCUUCUCUCGACGACGACGACGACGAUGUCUCCGACGUACCAAAAGUGCGGCUACCGCACGGGCAAGUGUACGCACCCGAGCGCGCUCAAGCGCAACGGCCAGUUCCAUCGGCUCUGCGCCUUCCACCGGCAAAAAGCAAACUGGAACCAAAUGAAACUCGACCGAAAGAAGCGCGAGCGCCGGGCAUCGACGGACGACGACGACGCCGUCGCCGUCUUCUCGCCCGCCGCCAUGUCGCCGAUGCUGCCGUCGGCCCUUGACGACGGCCCGCUCACGCUUGCGUCGGAUGAAAUGGACUUCUUCUUUGACGCCAUUUUGUCAUCCAAGACUCUGCCCGACACGACGUUUUACUGA
Saprolegnia parasitica CBS 223.65 is the source of this 366-nucleotide messenger RNA. RefSeq lists its product as hypothetical. Bases 1 to 366 code for a protein of 121 amino acids. The transcript has a single exon. NCBI's taxonomy places the organism in Eukaryota, Oomycota, Saprolegniomycetes, Saprolegniales, Saprolegniaceae. The record is from RefSeq and is a predicted model, not a curated record.